UACACUUCUCGUCCUCUCAGGCCCAGCUGCUCUGCUCUCCCUCUUUAUGCUGUUUCCGUACCACUAAAGCAAGCAAGGCAUUCAGUAGCGAUCAAAAUUAUCAGCCAAUACUAUUUUCUCACCUUGUUAUUCGCAGUCUUAACCCAGACCUCCUCAGAUUCGCACAAUUUUCUCUCCACAACCAGAUCAGAUGAUCGCGUCUCCUAGAUGACCUUCCCUUCUCCUUCUCAUUCCGCCAAAUCCUCGAUUGCUUCUGGCACCGACAAACCCUCUGCUUCCCGACCUGUAAGGUCUCAGCAGUCACCUUGGGGUACUGCUGCGUCUCAAAACCCAAUCCGUCGUGGCCUCACGCCGCUUGCGACCAACAUCUCAUCUUCCACCAGCGGAUCUCCGUCCCGCCGUCCUCCCCAGUCACAUAGCCCUGCCCCAAGUGCCUCUGCCACAUCCCCGCUGACAUCCUCCUUCUCUGCUGUUCUCAGCUCCACGAGUCGCUUUGCCGUGGGCCGGAACAACCCGUCUCCCGCGUCCACUCCCGCGUCUUUCGCCGCGCUUCAAGCUGGCGCCCAGCAACAGCAUCAGCAACAAUCCGGUCAAUCACUCACAUCUCCAAAAUUUCGAGCUCUUACCCCUUCCUCUGCAUCGCAUCUGGCCACCUCGGCGACUUCAUCAACCGGAGGAGGCGGUAGCGGCGGGGGAGGCGGCGGUGGAGGUGGUUCAGGUGUGUCAAGGGGUGCCACGUUCUCUCCACGUCUAACUGGCGUCAAUUCGCCGACUGGAUUUGCUUCCGAUAAACCAAAUUCAGCGAGUGCAGCUAGCGCUGUGGGUUCCAGUCAGUCAUCUCUCUCCAAAAUUUCUGUAGCCCAGGUGUUCCUCCUUUUGGAUUCUAUCAACGAAAAAGAGGGGAAAGAAAAGUGGGAAACUAAAGCUGCUCAAAUUCACAAACUUGUUGGCUCGAACGGAAUGGAAGUGUUCUCAAAGUAUUUCCGUCGCCUUCUAUCUGGCAACGCACCUCAAAUCUUUCCAGGCACCAAUAAGGUGGUCGAAAAUGCUGGAAAUUACCCAUUGUUGGUUCAAGAGAUGCAAAAGGUUUCCCAGGACAUGGACCAAGCUAGGAAGAUUGCCGAAACAAUUGACACUUCAGAAGGCGACAUAUUUCGUGAUUUUGAUCUAUCAACCUUUGUGGAUCAUUUUAAACUAGAUCCAAUUUCUAAGGUUGCACUAAUAUUGGCAUUCAAGAGUGUAAGCAGAGCAGACCUCCGAACAAAAGCUGAUGCGAUCCUCUCUACCUCUGUACCCCAAUUUUUCCAAAGUCUCUCGGCAGUUUCCGACUCGAAUAAGGAUUUUAGUUCAUCCUUUAUUGGCCUGACUAUCGAACGCUUCAUAUUUAAUCCUCCUCGAAACCUGAACGACGACCUAAAACGGAAACUUAUAUACGCUGCUAGAAUGCGAUAUCAAGUUUCUGACGCAGAUGUGCCAGCCGAGAUUGAAGCAGCACUUCAGAUGUUCGCCUUCUCAGAUCCUCGAUUAACACUCCUUCGACAAAUUCAAGGCCGCGGACCAAGAUCCUUUGCAAGUAAGGAUGCAGUCCUCGACGCUAUUACUGCUUCAGGACCAGAUGCCUACAAUGAAGAACAAAUUGCGAAUGCCAUCCUUUUCAUGAUCUAUUCUCAAAACUGGCAGCAAUCCUCCCCCGAAUUGCUGGUUGCCACCGUCCAGCAAAACCAGGCGACUCAUCCAAUUAGCUGGCGAAGGAUCGUCCAAUUUUUCGACAAGGAAGGUCUGAGAAUCAAUGCACGACAGUUUAUUCGCUUAUUCAACGCCUUGUUGCCGGUGGCACAUGAUGACCCUCACUUUGAUAUCCAAUGUCUUUGGGGUGGAGAAUGGGAGAAUAAGGAUGUUCAAUUCUCUUUCGUCACCGCAUUCCUCUCUUCCAAUAUCGAUACUUCCAACAUUCCAAGUUUUCGCUCAACAUUCUCCAUUGACAUUUUCGAUGAUGCAUCUGAAAUGGUUCGCCAGCAGGCAGAAUCAAUUCAGAACAAUCCUCUUCGAUCUCUUGAUGCUGUGAAAGCUAUUUUUGAUCUCAUACUUCUCACUCCCGGAACGUGGGCCUUGCCAGAGAGCCAGGCCUUUGUGAAAACAAUCCUGCAACAUGAUCUGCCGACCUUCCUCUGCUCCGCAUUUGCCAUUCCACAACCAUGGACAAAUGUACAAAUCAAUUUCGUCAUUCGGUCGUUCAUGAUAUUUGUGUCUAAACGUCAAGAAGGCUAUCAGUUUGCUCUCCAUGGUGUGUGGAAAUUGGGUCGCCAAUGGGUUGGGGACCAACUAUUCCAUGCAUUUACCCAGGAUCCCUCAUGUACAGAUUUGAUUUAUGAGCACGCAGUUGAACACGGCUGGUUGGACUAUCUCUUGGGAUUUACAACCGGCUUGGCUAUGGAUUUGGCAUCUUUAGCACACCGGAAAGAUUCCUUCGAUUUGGAACAAUGGGUUAAAAGUGCAGCACAAAAAACUCCUGUGGAUAUGGGCGGUUUGUUAUCAAAGUUCUUAAGAAUUAAGGCUGAAGAUGAGCUUCGAGUUCGGCACAAAGAGCAGGCUGCUCCACAAAUGGUUAGCCUGGCUGUCAAAACAGUUUACGCGCUCCUUUUGAUAUUAGAAGACUAUAUUACCGACCACGAAAAUCUUACUCCGAUUCAGCGUAUCUGCCUACAAGCCUAUCCUCGGCUGAUUAACUACGGUGAAGGCCUUGAUGAUAUAAUCGAAGCCAACGGCACCAACGGCAAUGCGAUUCCAGACGAGGUUGAAAAGCAAAUGCAAGACCUUUUCGGAAAGAUGUACCAUGAAGAGCUCUCUCUUCGAGAGAUCCUGGAGCUAAUGAGACGCUAUAAAUCUUCCCGUGACCCUGGGGAACAAGACCUCUUCACUUGUAUGGUUCAUGGCUUAAUCGAUGAGUAUCAUUGCUAUCAUGAGUACCCACUGGAGGCGCUAUCGAAGACGGCUGUUAUGUUUGGGGGCAUUAUCAACUUCAAGUUGAUAUCUGGAAUCCCACUGAAAGUUGGUCUUGGAAUGAUACUUGACGCCGUUAGAGAUCAUGAAUCCCACGAAUCUAUGUAUAAAUUUGGCGUGGAGGCAAUUGAGCAGCUUGUCUCCCGCCUUCCUGAGUGGCCUGGUUUCUGUGGGCUCCUCCUCCAGGUCCCAAGCCUCCAAGGAACCGCAAUCUAUCGAAAAGCCGAAGACGUGCUCCGUGCACAGGGUCAUCGUCUCAAUGAUACCGACAGAGACGUCAACGGUUUAGCGGAUGGAUUGGCACUUGCCAAUGGUACCGUUGAUGAUCUUGUUGGUGCCGACAGCACGCAUCGAAACUUCCGCUCCCUCCAUGUUGAUCCUCCACUACGUCCGGAUAUCUAUCGCGAACCAGAAGAAGACGUUCAUGACAAGAUCCUUUUUAUCCUAAACAACGUUUCAGAGCAGAAUAUACAUGCCAAGUUGAAGGACUUGCAGGACGUGCUUCGAGACCAACACCACCAAUGGUUCGCAUCGUACAUUGUUGAGCAGCGAGCGAAGGUGCAGCCCAAUUUCCAACAACUUUAUCUUGAAUUACUAGGUCUAAUUGACGACAAAACUCUUUGGGCUGAGGUAUUGAGAGAGACGUAUGUUAGCGCAAUUCGACUGCUGAAUGCAGAAUCUACUUUGAACUCUAGCACUGAUCGUGCUCAUCUGAAAAACCUCGGCGGCUGGCUUGGAUCAUUAACUAUAGCAACGGACAAGCCGAUCAAGCAUAAAAACAUCUAUUUCAAAGAUCUACUCAUUGAGGCCUUCGAUACUCAACGGCUUACCGUCGUCAUUCCGUUUACUUGCAAAGUUUUGGGGCAAGCAAUGAAAUCGACCAUUUUUAAGCCACCAAAUCCGUGGUUGAUGGAUAUCAUUGCACUGCUAAUGGAAAUAUAUCACUUUGCGGAGAUCAAAAUGAUCCUCAAAUUUGAGAUUGAGGUGCUCUGCGGAGAUUUACAGCUUGAUCAUAAGACUAUCGAACCAUCCACUUGCAUUAGGGAGCGUCCGCCACAAUUGGAGGAUGGCUUGGUUGCCACAAGCAUUGCAGAAGGUCUGGAGGGUUUCGAUGAGAUGUCUCUGGCCGGCCUGAAUCGGGCAAGUCGCAAUGAGAGAAUAUCGCCAGCUGCAAUAAUUUCCAGCCUGCCUAACCUCGAUCAAAUACUUGUUUAUCCACCAUCGGCCAAUGCGGUUAUUGACCCUAAUGUUCUCCGUCAGAUCGUUCACACUGCUGUUGAACGCGCAAUUGCAGAGAUCAUAGCUCCUGUGGUAGAACGCUCCAUCACAAUUGCUUCGAUUUCGACUGCUCAGCUGAUCCUGAAAGAUUUCGCCAUGGAGCCUGAUGAGGAGAAGGUUCGCCAAGCCGCUGGUGCCAUGGUUCGUGCGUUGGCUGGCAGUCUUGCCGUGGUGACGUGCAAGGAGCCUCUGAAAAUUAACAUGACAAACUAUAUACGUAUGAUUCAGCAAGAGUAUUCCGAGCAGCCUAUGCCCGAAGGGCUGAUUCUUAUGUGUGUCAAUGAUAAUCUGGAUGCAGCCUGCGGUAUUGUCGAAAAAGCUGCAGAAGAACGCUCUCUUCCCGAAAUCGAGAAGGUCAUCGAAUCACAGUUGGAAGCCCGUCGUCGACACAGAAUCGCCCGUUCAAAUGAACCCUACAUUGAUCCGUCAAUUAGUCGUUGGGGAUUCUUCAUUCCGGAACCGUAUAGGCAAGUGCCGGGUGGUCUUAAUAAGGAACAGCUGGCCAUUUACGAAGAAUUCGCUCGCCAAUCUCGUGGACAAAACCACAUCCAAAAUACUUCGACCGAUUCAAUCAAACAGCUGCCAGAUGUCCUUCAGGAAGGUUUUCCUGCCAUCCCCAAUUUGUCCACCCCCGCGGAACAGCCAGCUCUUCCUCAUCAGAUGACACAAGCACAACAAGAUGCCGGCGUGCAGCAACAAACUAUUGCUAAUGCACAGCCUCAAUUGAAUGGUUUCUUGCAAUCCGCAAAUCCUCGUGAAAAGGUCGAAAAGCUUGUUGGUGAUCUUCAACAAGCAGCCCGCGAUGCGCCCGAAGACCAUAUCAAAGAUCUCUGGCGGGACAGCCCUAUCUUACAGGAAUACAACCAAAUUCUUCGUGCGAUUUUAUCGUCACCCAAUGGUGAAGAACUUGCAAGGUUAACCGCAACCAAAAUUUGUAGCACCCUUUAUACUCAGACCGAAAAGCCUUUGGAAAUCGAGGUUCUCGUCCAUUUGCUCUCAAAAAUUUGUGAGCUCUCAUCGCUCGUUGCGCGGUACACAUGGGCAGUCCUCGCUGAAGUUGAAGACGGGCAAAUGUUUAAUGUUCCCGUGACCGUGGCUUUAAUAGAUGCUGGCUUGAUAGAUCUCCACCGCGUUGAUUUGAUCCUCGCUAAACUGAUCAAGGAAAAGAAUGUGGCAGCCCUGGAAUUGCUCGCAGCACUUAUGGCUCGAGUCCUCUUCAAUGACGAGCCUUCCGCGCUAAGAUCCGAUUUCUCUGGAAGCUUAGCUGCAAUGAAUCAGUGGCUUAUUGAAGACCCAAAUCUCAAUGUAGCCAAAGACAUUAUUCAAAAGCUUCAUGAAACUGGUAUUCCGGAGUCUGUGAACGCUUUCCUUACCGACCAAGCUCGCUCCACGAGGGAUCAAAUGGAGUAUAUCUUCAGCGAAUGGAUCGGAGUCUACAAAUUUGCCGGAGCGAAUGACAAGAUGUACAGCACCUUCCUUAAAGAUAUGCAUCAGAGACAAGUGAUGAAUAACCAAGAAGAUUCUGCAUUGUUUUUCAGACUGAGCAUUGAUAUCUCUGUGGCUAUGUUCGAGCAUGAAUAUCAGAAUUUGGGCGGCAACCUUGACGAGGCCUUCCUUUACAUUGAUGCGUUGGCGAAGCUGGUUGUCCUGCUGGUGAAAUUCCAGGGUGACGGUGAUGGUGCUGUGAAGAAGAGCAAGCCAUCCUAUCUUAAUUCAAUUCUUUCGCUCCUAGUGCUGGUCUUGAACCAUCACCAAGUGAUGCGGGGCGACAACUUCAACCAGCGGGUCUUUUUUAGACUCUUCUCUGGCAUCCUCUGUGAAUAUGCCAUGAGUGGCCUUCAGCAAAGAGAAGAGCAUAAGGAAAUGAUGCGCGUAUUCUCUGAUAAAUUCUUGUCUCUCCAGCCAAAACAUUGUCCAGGCUUUGUCUAUGGUUGGUUAUCGUUGAUUUCGCACCGUGUCUUUAUGGCGGGCAUGCUCACUAUGGAAGAUCAGUCGGGCUGGGAGCCAUUCUGCGAAAUAGUCCAGGUCAUGCUAUCAUACACUGGCGAACAGUUAAAACCCGGAAAUAUCUCGUUCGUGGCAAAGGACUUGUACAAAGGUGUUUUGCGGAUCUUGCUCAUCCUACACCACGACUUCCCCGAAUUUGUUGCAGAAAACCAUUUCCGGUUUUGCACAGUUAUGCCGGCACACUGCAGCCAGCUGCGUAAUCUUGUGCUCAGCGCAUACCCAUCUUCCUUCCAAAAGCUUCCCGACCCUUUCAGAGAUGGCUUGAAGGUUGAUCGGUUGGAUGAAAUCCACCAGGCUCCCAGGAUUGCGGGAGACAUUGUUGCGCCUCUUCAGGCUGCUAACAUCAAGAAUGCUGUUGAUAACGCCUUGAGAAGUUUCUCGGCGACGGAUUCCGCGGUUCAGCAAAUUUGUGAUGCGGUUGAUAAUCCCUCGGAGAAGUCCACCGGCCUUUACUUCGCCCCUAUCAAUGUUGACAUCGUUCUAUUGGAAGCGCUCGUCCUCUAUACAGGUCAAAGUGCCGUUUCCGCCACUGGCCAAAAGGCCGGGACCCCAGCUCCCAAUAACUUGCCACAGUCCGCUUUGCUCGAGAAAUUGGUGAAGGUCCUCAAUCCAGAGGGGCGCUAUUAUUUCCUUAGUUCGAUUGCAAACCAACUACGGUAUCCGAAUAGCCACACCCAUUACUUCAGUAACGUAAUGCUGGAGUUGUUUGGAUCCUAUCCUGCGGAUCAGCAAGGGACGGACAUUCGCGAGCAAAUCAUCCGGGUGUUACUUGAACGACUAAUCGUUCACCGCCCGCACCCAUGGGGAUUGAUUAUCACGCUCCAAGAACUCCUUCAGAACAGCAGCUACCCGUUCUUCCGCCUACCAUUCAUCCAAGCCGCCCCAGAGGUCAGUAAAAAGAUUAUUACGGAAUGCUAUAGCAUGGUGCUGACUUGAGUCCUCGAAAGAUUGGUCGUCUCUUCGAAGCACUUCUUCAACACAUUCAACAACAGAGCCCUCGACCGAGUUCUUAGAUUCAUUGGACAUGUUUGGUUUGGGGAUCGAUAAUUAACUUUGGGUCAUAUCCCCCAUCUAUACUCUUUCUACCAGAUGCUUCAUUAUUAAAAAGGUCACUUGGACGGUAUGUGACUAUGAGUACUUACGAAACGACUAUGGGACAGGGACUGUAUUAUCGGUAUUCGGCUCUCUGUUUUUGUGUUUUCUAUUAUUGAUUUCUCGGUGUUGAUGGGGAUGGUCCUCUGGGUUCUUUACUUAUGUUGCGUUCUUGGACGGGCAUGCAUGAUCAGGGGUUAGUUGCCACAGUCAAUAUGAAUUUUCUUUAAAGUAAUUUCUCGAUAGUAUAACUUGCUCAAGUCUGUUUUCACU
Molecule: messenger RNA, 7650 nt
Organism: Coccidioides immitis RS
Lineage: Eukaryota; Fungi; Ascomycota; Eurotiomycetes; Onygenales; Onygenaceae
Product: Ccr4-Not transcription complex subunit
Exons: 4
Coding region: 208-7221 (2337 amino acids)
Biological process (GO): nuclear-transcribed mRNA catabolic process, deadenylation-dependent decay
Cellular component (GO): CCR4-NOT core complex; P-body
Molecular function (GO): molecular adaptor activity
Source: RefSeq, a predicted model, not a curated record